Ogataea philodendri is the source of this 669-nucleotide messenger RNA. RefSeq lists its product as uncharacterized. Bases 1 to 669 code for a protein of 222 amino acids. The record is from RefSeq and is a predicted model, not a curated record. NCBI's taxonomy places the organism in Eukaryota, Fungi, Ascomycota, Pichiomycetes, Pichiales, Pichiaceae. The transcript has 2 exons.
AUGAACCCAGUGUCCCAGUGGAUCGCCUGUAACGUCGCCUGGUGGCCCGUGCUGAAGAAGUGCAGAUACGCCAACAGUCCCAUGGUGACCACGGAAACGAGAUUUGUGCGGAUCUUGAGGAUGUCGAUCAGCUCCAGCAGCGUGAGGAUCUGGUUGAUCAACAGUGCCAGUGAAACAAUGCCCAACGGCUUGUUCACAAGCAGCACAGCGCACAAAAUGUUGAUCACAAACAGGAAAUACGCGGACCCCCGUUUCCGCGAAUCUUUGAGCUUGAACGAUUUGAAGACGGCACAGAAACCAAACGUGAUGAGCCAGAACGCCACGAUCUUGUCUUCCCAAAUAACAAACGAGUUCGAGGUGAAGAUCAAUGAGUGCAUGAGAAUCAAUGCCAAAGCGAAAUACGUCCACCCGUUCUGGAUCAGGUUCUCCUUCACUUGUGAAAACAGCCACGGAAUCGAGUAUCUGUCUAUAAUAGGAGCAAGUAUGCCGUUGAUGAUACCGAGAGAAACCCCAAGAAGAACAGACCACAGCAUACUGAGGUUCUCUGGUUUAAAUAUUAAGGUGAACGACACCGUCAACAGUGUAUGGACCAUGGUCAUAGCAGCAGACGAGGUGAUGAACUGGGAAUUCAAUUGUGUGAUCACCACGAGCGGAACCAAUUUCGUGUAG